Penicillium brasilianum is the source of this 2061-nucleotide messenger RNA. Lineage: Eukaryota; Fungi; Ascomycota; Eurotiomycetes; Eurotiales; Aspergillaceae. The record is from the annotation of a GenBank genome assembly.
CUCGGCAAAACCCCCCCCCUCGCUAGCAUGGCGACCAUGGCAAACCGUGAAUACAAGAACUCUCUGUCUCCAUUUCGAAUACUACAGUUGCUUUUCCUACUAAAUCCCCGCAGCGUGGGAGGAAAAGGUAACAUCCACGAGGGGAAGGUGAAGAGGGGUUUUAAGGAGGGGGAAAAGUGUUAUGUAGGUGCCGAUCAAUAAACUCCCAAGCUUGCCCCCUCUCCAUCGGCCAUUAGAUAUCUUCCCGCAUUACCAGCCCUAUGAUCGUUCCGUUAUUUUUCAUGCUGGGUCUGGCUGCGGCCUUUAAUAAUCCCCCCGGCGUGGAUAUCUGGUGUGGGAAGGCCUACCGUGCUACAAAUGUGUCCUUUGAACCUGGGGGUUGGCUGGAGCAGCCAGACCGGUCUGCCGUGCCGCUUCUAGAUUUACGUGUUCGGCCGCGUAUGAGCUUGUAUACCCCUGGUGAUGACCAGGGGUCGUUCAUUGUUGACGCGGACAUCUCCUAUAUUCGUGGAGAGCCCCUCGAGGGACCGGGAGGCGAGCAUGACACUCAAAGUCUCGAGGUGGAGAUUCUCGUUGAUGAGACACAAUUGAAAUUGCAGCACACUUUCAAGGUGAAUUCAACGUCAAAUGAGUUGGGUUUCCCUCUUGAGAGUCUUGCGCCGCGCUUUCAGCCCUACGGCGUGACCCUCAAAGCCACACGGCCGAAUGGUGAGCGGGUAUACACCGCGACCACGGAGAUAUACCGUCUCCCAGAUCGCACCGACGGAGGCAGUGUUACAAAGGUCGACAGUCUCUAUGGCGGAAUACUAGUCCAGAACAAGACCUCCCGCUCUCCCACAUGGAGUCCCCUCUUACCAUACUCAUUCUACGUGAGCUGGGACGGCUGGCUCCAGAAGUCCCUCGACAACGUCCAGAACUUCAAAGACCAGGGAUACAACAUCAUCCACAUCGUCCCCAAUGCCGGCCUAAUCAACCAAGCCUUCAAUUUCACCGAGCUAAACCAGUUCCUGGAUAAAUGUGACCAGAUUGGGUUAUGGGUGAUGUACGAUAUGCGCUGGACGUAUCAGAAUCUCACCUCCGUGAGAGACCAGGUAAACAUGCUCAAGACACGAAAGAGUAUGCUACUCUGGUAUACCGGCGACGAACCCGACGGUCAAGGCGAUCCAUUAAACGCCACGAGAAUCACCUAUGAUCUUAUCAAAUCUCUAGAUCCAUGGCACCCAGUCUCGCUCUGUUUAAACUGCUACAAUUUCUACUUUGAAGAAUACUCCUCCGGCGCCGAUAUCAUCUUAUCGGACGUAUACCCGAUCGCGGUCAACACCAGCUGGUCCGUCGUCUACGAUACGGCCUGCAACACGACCUACGGCUGCUGUGGCUGCGACGAUUGCGAGGGCACACUAGACGAUAUCUCCGUUCGCCUCGACCUCUUUGCCGAGUACCAGUCUUGGAUCGGAUCUGCUCCUAAACCCCUCUGGGGCGUGCCCAUGGCCUUUGGAAACGAGUCAUUUUGGACGAGAUAUCCCACCGCCGACGAAGAAGUGACCAUGACCAUGCUCAGCGUGAAUCAUAAUGCAAAGGGGAUCGUGAUGUGGGAUUAUCCGACGAGCACGGAACUUGCGCAGGUGACCAGUGAAUUGAGUCGGGUUCUUGCUAGUGAGGAAGUUGCGAGGUUUUUGUUAGGCGCGCCCACGGUCGCGUUGCAGGUGACUGGCCAUGGGAAGAUGGACGUUGCGGGCUGGAGGAUUGGAUCGAAGAUGCUCGUUAGUAUUUUGUCAUUGCAGGCGUCUGCUUGGACGUCGAGGGUUAUGAUUGCGUUGCCAGAUGGUGCUCGGGGAGUGAAUCAGGUACUCUGGGGAGCGGGGGCGUGGAGGGUUGUAGGGGGGCAAUUGGUGAAGACGGGGGGACAGGGAUUGGAAACUGAUUUGAUGAUGGUUGAGUUUGAGGGGGGGCAUUAGAUGUGAUUGAUUUUGAAUGUAGACAGAUCCUCAGUUCAUGGAUAGGGCUCUUUAUGCCUCGAUCCAAGUCCAAUUAUGUCGUGGGCGUCGGCCGUUGAUCUCUUCG